UUUAAUAAUCGAUCGUCGUAUGGAACAAGAAGACGCUGUACUUUGUUUUAUUUCACAUCUCCGUGUUUGAAACUUGGUUGAAGAUGAUUUGAAAGUACUUGUAUGUUUAGUACAGAAAGGUUUGAUGAAUGGUUAAAUUCGAUGAUGAAUAAGUUGGCUGGAUGAGCCGCCUGAGGCGAAACGGAACGGACAACAAAGUUUCAUCGUAAUCAUACCGCAUAUGCUGGUAUGAAAUGGCUCGCUUGCGCGCUCGGCGUUGCAGCAUCAUUUUCUGUGUUCUUGUACUAAUUUAUUCAAGUUUAUUAUUCGUUCGGCUUUUUCUUGUCGAAACUAAACCGAAGUCUGUUGCGAGCGUCUCUGAGUUAAAGACAACAGCAAGGCCCGACGGGCCUAAAAUUGACAACAGUACGGAAGGAACUCCUUGUCCAGUCAACUCGCCAUUUCUUCAUGGAAGACGCUUAUUGGACAUCAACGAUACAUCUUUUCCAUUUAAUUUAUCCGUUCAAUAUGGCGGGGAAGUUGAAAUUGGUGGCUCUUGGCGUCCAAAGGAUUGUGUAGGGAAAAAGGUUGCUUUUUUGAUUCCGUUUCGAAAUAGGAAUAAGCAGUUGAAUGUUUUCUUGCGAACAAUGCAUCCAGUAUUUCAGAGGCAGAUGAUCGAUUAUAGGAUUUUUGUGGUUGAACAGGCUGGAAAAGAAAAGUUCAACAAAGGUGCUAUUUACAAUAUUGGGUUCAAUGCAAGUUUGAUGUUUGAUGAUUAUGACUGCCAUGUUUUCCACGAUGUUGAUCUUCUAAGUGAGGAUGACCGAAAUUAUUAUGGCUGUCCUGCUUCACCGAUGCAUAUGUCCCUUGGCAUUGACAAAUUCAAUUACAAGCUAUCAUAUCCAAGCCUCAUUGGAGGGAUCCAGCUAUUUACGAAAGAGCACUAUCAACAUAUAAAUGGCUAUUCAAACAAAUUUUGGGGAUGGGGCGGUGAAGACGAUAAUCUGUUCACAAGAAUAAAAGCUAAAGGUAUCAAAUUGAUUCGACCGUCAAUCGAUGUUGCAAGGUAUAAAAUGAACCAACAACAUCAUUUCCGAAGUGACCCAUGGAGCCAGGCCAACCAGGUCUUGUUGUUCAAGAGACGGCCAAGACAGGAAACAGACGGUUUAAAUAGUAUAAACACACUAUCAUUUACUUCAGAAGUCCGGCAAUCGCUGCUAUACACUUUAAUCAGUAUAAACUUGAAAAAAACGUAACAACCGACUCUCACGACUCGAAGAAUUAUUGUGCAGCAAAAGCUUCUCAAAAAAGGAUAAAAGAACCGAAGAUGUGUGAAAUGUUAAAGAUUCACUCUAAUACUUUAUGGGAUAAUCUUGUAAGUUAUAAUUUGAUAUAAAUUUCAAUGAAGUCCAACUUAUGUAUCUAUAUGUAGGGAUUGCGGAAGAAAAUAAUUUUCACAUUUGUACUUUAAACUGUAAAAAUAUAAUCUUGUUUUUAACUGUUUCACUACUAGGCUAAACUUUUUUGCCCCCCCCCCCCCCCCCCCAGAAAAAAAAUUCUUUAGCCCCAAAGCCCGUACUAUGCGUUGCAGUCCCUGUUUAUAUGCAUAUUUGGUAAUAAACCCUUGUUACUCAAAGCAAAAUAAUGCUAGAGAUCCUGUUUUCAAGGCUAAGAGCCAAAAAUUAAUAAAUUUACCCCUUGGUAUGCUAGGAUUCAAAAUGUCUUCUUGAGAAAAGGAAAUUACCUCACUUCUUAAGCCUUAUAAAUAAUUAAGUAAUUAAAGGGCAUGUGUCGCGUUAGAAGUUGGCUUGUAAACAAAAACGUUGGGAUUGGAAUUCCAUUGUUUCGUGACUUUCCAUUUCAUGAACUUUACUGUCGUGAGAAUUCAACCUUGAUCUCGUGCUUUGUACUCAACAAAAAGAUAAUGGUAUUACGUUAGCCAAUCAUGUUCACGACACAUGGCUUUGAGAUUGGGUUAGAUUGUCAGCAAGUGAAGUGCUGUUAUCAAUAAGGGCCCUGCUAAAAACCUAAAUAUCUUAGAAAAUUAGAAUAACCUUUUACAAUGGUUGUAAAAGUACAGUAAUAAUCUGUAAAAUAUUCCUCUAGUUUUUCAUUAAAAUGUAUUCUUUUAAUUUUCAUUUAAAAAUUAAAGUGAAUUCCAGUCCA
Messenger RNA from Rhopilema esculentum, 2145 nucleotides. Its product is annotated as beta-1,4-galactosyltransferase 5. Gene Ontology annotation, cellular component: Golgi apparatus. The record is from RefSeq and is a predicted model, not a curated record. NCBI's taxonomy places the organism in Eukaryota, Metazoa, Cnidaria, Scyphozoa, Rhizostomeae, Rhizostomatidae. Gene Ontology annotation, molecular function: galactosyltransferase activity. Gene Ontology annotation, biological process: carbohydrate metabolic process.